CGACUGGUUUAAGUGUAGAUUGGGUACUCUGUUGAAGGCUUUUUUUUUUGCAUACUUCCGAGCUGUUUCGAGCUAAUGGCUCGUCGUCGUCGAAGCAAACCUGGGUCGGAUCUAAUAAGUCAACUACCGGAAGAUUUGAAGCACAAAAUAUUGGAGCGUUUAGACACUAGAAGCGCAGCCAAAACUGCUCUUUUCUCCAGGCAAUGGAAGGAUGUUUGGUUGCGGCACGGUCAGCUUGUCUUUGGUUGGGAAGAUUGCCCAAAUGGAGGCCGUGAUGAGGAUGAUUUCAAGUUUUUAGUGAAAACGAUAACUAACGUUCUCCUGCUCCGUACUGGGCCAGUUAAGAUUUUCUCCUUCUCAAUUUAUAGAAAGUUCAAUACUCCUGAACAAUCUGAUCUUGAUGGUUUGUGUCUAUUUCUAUCAAAAAAUGGUAUCGAGCAACUUCACCUAAGUAUUCUUCCUCAUCCGGACAGUGAGAAGCUCACAAUACCGGCUUGCAUAUUUUCCUGCCCGACAAUAAAGAGACUGUAUGUUGAUGCUAUUGAUUUUUAUGGCCCGGUUUGUGCUCCACAUGGUAGUAUAUUAUCUGGUGUGACCUCUAUUAUUUUCACUGAAGUUGAGUUUAAGGCUAAGGCCAGUGGAACUCUCCCGGUUAACAUUCCUAAUCUUGAGGAGCUCAGUCUAUGUUGGUGUCAUCGGAUAGAUAAUUUUGUGUUCAGUGCUCCGAAACUUAAAAGCCUCAUAGUUGUUUAUGCUAAUUCCCCUAUUGAUUUGAAAUGGUUUGAACUUCAUGUCUUAGGGAUUAAAAACCUUUCUCUGACGAUAGACUCAGUUUUGGUUAAACCUGAAAAAAAUAUCCAAGAGUGGUUCCCAACUGCAAUGAAUCUGCAAGUGAUUAAGCUACAUGGUUUUGCUUUUCUCUGCCAGAAGCACAUUGUUCUUGUCAUUCAAUUGCUUAAAAAAUGUCCAAACCUACUUGAACUAGGAAUUGAGAUUAAACCUAAGUCACAGGUCUCAUAUGAAGAAGAAGAAGAAGAAGCUGAUUUCCCUGAUUUGAGUAUACCAAAAGAUCCAAACAGAUGGUUUGAUGAUCAGGAUCUGUGCAAGCUUAAAUCGGUGAAGAUGCAAUCAUUUAAUGGAUUAAGAGAGGAAGUGGCCUUUAUUAAAACGAUCCUUGCAAGAGCUCCUGCGCUUGAAGAAGUUAUUAUUAAAGAAUCGGUUGAUAUUGACACCUCUCUAGCUUCCAAAUUCAAACGGAAGAUGACCACCUUUGCCCGUGCAUCUUCAAAAGCAGAAGUUAUCGUUACAGACACCGAAUAUCUUGUCUCCAGCCUGAAAAGUUUAUUCCCUAAUUUUUAGACAUUUGAAUCAGUUUAUAAGGUGCACUGUCAUGGGUUGUGCUUGUAUAUGUAACACAAGAUUAUCAAUGACAUGUUUUCUCAGAUAAUUGGUGCCU
Messenger RNA from Cuscuta epithymum, 1456 nucleotides. The record is from the annotation of a GenBank genome assembly. Lineage: Eukaryota; Viridiplantae; Streptophyta; Magnoliopsida; Solanales; Convolvulaceae.